Molecule: messenger RNA, 1698 nt
Organism: Cyclocybe aegerita
Lineage: Eukaryota; Fungi; Basidiomycota; Agaricomycetes; Agaricales; Hemipholiotaceae
Source: the annotation of a GenBank genome assembly
AUGCAUAUAGGGAAACGCUCUAUCUUCCUUCUGGCAGUAUGCUUCCAGAAUCUUGUGGACGCUCUUACUCCUAAUCAGCUCCGUGUUCUCGGACCCCAAGGCGUCAACCUAUGGAAACUCAACAAGAACACUUCAAUUCCGACAUCCAGGAAAGAGCAUGAACACACCUUUCAAGACUUAGAGCAGGUGCCAUUGUAUAGCAAGAGCAAGUCGAAGAAGCCCGAAUUUCGUGCCCAAUGGUUCAAGCAACCGCUCGACCAUUUCGACAAGCAUUCGGAGCAUACCUUCCACCAGCGGUACUGGGUCAAUGCGCGGCACUACAAACCACGAAAGGGCGCUCCUGUGAUUGUGCUGGAUGGGGGAGAAACCAGCGGUGAGGAUCGCAUCCCGUUCCUUGACACGGGAAUUGUCGAAAUCCUGGCUCGAGCGACCGGUGGACUAGGCGUGGUUUUGGAGCAUCGGUACUACGGAGAAUCCAUUCCCGUGUCCAACUUCUCGACCGACGCCCUUCGUUUCCUCAACAACGAGCAAGCUGCUGCUGACAGCGCCAACUUCAUGCGGAAAGUUAAGUUCGAUGGCAUUGCGGAGGAUCUGACAGCGCCUGGUACACCUUGGAUCUACUAUGGGGGAUCCUACGCCGGUGCCCGAGCAGCGCACAUGAAGAUUCUAUACCCUGACAUCGUCUGGGGAGCCAUUGCUUCAAGUGCCGUUACCCACGCCGCUCUCGAGAACUGGCAGUACAUGGACAUCAUCCGGAACGCGGCGGACCCGAAGUGCUCCGCCCAUCUUGUCAAUGCCAUCGAAAACAUCGACAACAUCCUGAUCAAUGGGCCUGCCUUCCUCAGGCGUCCUCUGAAGAAUUUGUUCGGACUUGCUAAGUUGGAGCAUGACGAUGACUUUGUUUCGGUCUUGGAGAGCCCACUUGGUUCAUGGCAAGCGAAGUGCUGGGAUCCAGCAAUCGGCAGCACGGCAUUCGACGACUUCUGUGAUAUUUUAACCCACCCAUUCGGCAGCAUAUCAAGCGCAGCUCUCGACCUUCCCUUCGGAUAUCCCGACAGAAUGGUUGUGACAGAAGACGGCUAUGCUUUCGACGUGUCGAUUAUCAAUUACGGACGGUACAUCAAAGCGAAAUACGUGUCUAAAUGCCCCAAGGAAUCCACUAUCGAAGAUUGCUUCGGCACAUACGACGACGAGCAGUAUCAAGAUACCGGACUCGACCAAGACUGGCGGCUGUGGCUCUUCCAAGUCUGUACACAAUGGGGCUACUUCACCACUGCCCCUCCAGACCAGAAACUUCCUCGCAUCAUAUCUCGCCUCUUGACUCUCGGCUACGAGUCGAAGAUCUGCAAACAGGCCUUCCUUCCUGGUGUACAUUUCAAGGUGCCUUCGCUGCCCAAUAUCACGGCGGUCAAUGCUUUAGGCGACUUCGACAUCGCAGCUGACCGGUUGGCCAUCAUCGAUGGCGAAGUUGACCCAUGGAGACCAGAGACACCUCACAGCGACGACGCCCAAGAUCGCGAAGACACCGUCCUGCGGCCGUUCAAGCUUAUACCCAAUGCCGUCCAUCAUUACGACGAAUAUGGAUGGCUCAACCUCCUCGACGAGCCCGCUGAGAUCCGCAAGAUACAUGCUGAGAUGAUCUCGUUCGUCACUUCUUGGUUGAAGGACUGGGAGGUGCUGCAUGGAGUUCAGCCUUGA